Messenger RNA from Venustampulla echinocandica, 1053 nucleotides. RefSeq lists its product as uncharacterized. Lineage: Eukaryota; Fungi; Ascomycota; Leotiomycetes; Helotiales; Pleuroascaceae. Bases 1 to 1053 code for a protein of 350 amino acids. The record is from RefSeq and is a predicted model, not a curated record. The transcript is spliced from 3 exons.
AUGACGACCGCCAUCGGGGGAUCCAGCUCGCUGCUUCAAAAAAUCUUCGUCAUCAACAGGACGCGGAUACUAUUGGGACUGUCGCUGGUAUUCGUGGCGCGAACAGCGAGACUAACGGAGUUGUUCACUCUCAGCUGGGUCAUCGCGCAUAUCAUACCUCACUACAAAGACACCGUUAAGCAUCUGGCGGCCGAGAAGUAUCACGAUGCACUCGAGCAUCUGCCAGCGGUUAAGGUCGACUGGAACCCGGAUUACGAUCCGAAGAAACAAUUCAAUGCCUCCAAGGUGGCACUGUUUAUCGAAGGCCGCCCACUCCCUCACCUCGUCCCCCAGCUCCUCCAUAUGAUGGCCGUCGUUCCUCCAGAUUGGAGAUUCAUGUUCCUCGGAACGAACAAGAGUGCUGUCAGCGUGUCUCGCAGUUUUGCGACUCAAUACCACGAAGCGAAUGGGAAACUGGAUAUCGUGAUAGCCCCCAAGCCGUGGAAGUUGGACAGCAAGGAGGCUGUCUUCCGCCUCAUGACGGACAAGCGAUUCUACGACGAAUUUCUGCCGGACGUGGAAUGGCUCCUCAAGUUCGAGGCGGAUAGCAUUUUAUGUGCGAAUUCGGACGAUUCGCUGAAUAACUGGUUAGACUACGAUUGGGCUGGCGCCCCAAGGAAUGCCGAGGACAGAUUCUCAGGGAAUGGCGGAUUAUCACUUCGCAGGCUUUCUGCAGUGAAAAGGGUAUUGGGUUUCCAGUCACGAUACAACGACACGGAGCCCGAAGACGAAUGGUUCGGCAAGCGCAUGGUGCUUCUCCCCGGAGCAAAGGUCUCCAGUACUGAGGAGGAGAAGCAAUUCGCUGUCGAGGAUGUCUGGCACGAGAAGCCAAUGGGGUUCCAUGUCCGAGGAGGCGGCGAGCAGCUCGCCGACGAUGUAUGGAAGAACCCUACUCGCCGGAAGAAGAACUUCGAGUACUGCCCCGAGCUGGCUAUUAUCAUGCCGAUGAAGCUUGAGAGAGAACGGUGUGAGGGGGAUAAUAAGGAGGGUAAAAUCAUCAAGGGUCCAGAAUAA